ACAAGGUCAAGGUAGGUCAUACUGAUCGCAAAUUAUCGAGUUCCUUCGGUUGUAGUACUCCGUUUAUGUGUACCUGAUUUAUGUUAUCUUUUAAGUAACAGCAGUGGUUCGCCUGGCUCACGUCAACCUUCGAAAAUAUCCACUGAAGGAGAAAAAUUAGACCCGGUUAUUGAAUGGAAUAUUUUUGAAUGUCAAUCAGCAACAAGGACGUGAUUGCAUUAUCAAACUUUCUUCAUCCCGAUCGGAUUUCUCGUCAAACACUACAAGGUAUUAGUAGUGCAGCGCAACAGCAAUUCGCUAAAUCAGACCGAUAUAAACUAUGCCGUGUUUUAAUGUUUCUCCUUCAAAAUGACUUCCUUCAUGAUGGAAUAAUUCAUUUUGCAGCUGUUUAUUUAUUGUGGGACUUGUGGAAAUCAGAUAACUCUUCCAUCAAUAGCAAUCCAUUCACAGAGUUUUUAAUUUCAUUUAUGCAGGAUGAAGUGCAUUGCAAGUUGCCGCGAUCUGCGAUUUCAAUGUUUCAUACAAUCCUUCGUCAACCCGAUCAAAUCCAUGAUUUUCUAAAGUAUACUCCAGCACAGAUAUUUGAUUUACCGUAUCCUUCGACUGACAUUAGACUUGAUUGGGAUCUGGUCCCAGUAGCCAAUUCACUGAAAUCAUCUGGCCGUGUUUCGAAGUUCGCUGACUCUGGAAUGGUUUGUAUUGUUCCUGAUGAAGAUAUUCCACGUUCUUUUGAGCCAUCAUUUCACUUGCAUAACACAGAUGAUUCAUGUGGUACAUCUGAAUUACAACGUCAAUGUUUAGAUUCUCUUUUGUUACGUAGUGAGCUGUUAAUAGGUCGCAAUAAUGUCUUCCCAGAGUUUCUUCGUAUUUCCCCACCUUUGUUACCAUGCCCCCAAGGAAUUGAUCAGAUUUUAUACAGUUUAGAUGAAGAAAAUGAAUCCAUCAGUCGUACAGUUUCAAACUUUAGUCCUUCAGAGAAAAGAUCUAUCAAGAAGUCUAAACCCACUUAUGGCUGGUCAGAAGAACUUAUUUGGCUUAAUCCAGACAUUGUUGAGCACGAUUUCCAUUGGAAUAACAGUAUGGAACUUGUUGAUAUAACAGUUGAGCUUCGUCAUUUGGUUUCCGCAGCCAUGACAUCCACUUUAACCCAGUCGCAGCAACAAACUGUUGUUCAAGCAAUUAAGGAUAAUCCAGAUGUUAUUUAUAAUGUUGGUAUCACUCCAGAGAUUGUACCGAAUUUCGUUAACCGUAACCCAGUUAUCGCUAUUGAAGUUUUACAAUUAUUGAUUACAUCACCGAAACGAGAUGAGUACUUAAAUGCUCUGCUAAAAAUGGAAGUUACUGUACAAUCAAUUGAAGUGGUAAAUCGACUAUCUACAAAAAUUGCAUUACCUACAGAGUUUAUACAAGAUUAUAUAUCGAAUUGUUUAGCAUUUUGUUAUUCAGUAAAUGACAAAUUUUAUCAAAUGAGACAUGUUCGUUUAGUAUGUGUACUACUACAAUCACUUAUCAGGAAUAACAUAUUGGAUAUUCAUAAUCAGGAUAUCUUAAUCGAAGUGAGGACUUUUUGUUUAGAAUUUACUAAGGCUCGGGAAGCGACCACUCUUCAUAGACUUAUUUUGAAUAUGGAGAACACUAACACAGCUUCAUCGGCUACAACGUUCAGCAACAACAUUGGCACUUCUACGACUACGACUAGUCCUACUUGUUCAUCAACUGGUAUACCACAACAAGACAUUUCUAAUGAAAAUAAAGAAACCUCCUAAUAACUGGGUUACUAUUUUACAUUACAGAUGAAUUGUAUAGAUCAUAAAUAAAGACACAAAGGUCUGAUUUUUAUUCGGUGAUAUACAGUACUGACAAAGCGAAUACUUAUUUGUUUAUAAUCCUCACAAACAGUUACUUGUUGACAUUGGUAUAACUCCCCAUGAAAGUACGAAGAAGGAAAUUAAAAUUGUUCAAAAGUUUAUUGAUUCAUCGCUACUACUGAAGCAGAAAAAUAAGUUUACAAGUUGUAUAUAUAUAGUGAAGUCAAAAAUAAAACAGCAAAGAACCUUUUGUCGCAAACGUCUUCGCACUUUGUUAGAUUGCGAACCGCAUUAGUGAUGAGCGUCUGAGAAAUUGCCGUCCUGUCCAGUUAUUGCUAAUUCCAAAGUAAAGGUGGUUGGCUUUUCUCUCGACUUGCAUCGCGAAUUGUUCACCAUAUUUCUGAAUGUGUUUUCUGUACAUUCUUUAGCGUCGUCGAGUCCGUAUAUACUCUUCACUCCGUCUGAGUGAUGACUGUUGUGUUAUUUUGUAAGUUGUGCGUAUUACUUAACUUCCAUCUACUGCAAUGCUCAAGAAAUUCAUGGGCAAUACAGUUUAUGUUUCUUAAUUGCUUAUGCUUAACUUGUAAGAGUUCGUCUUUUCACAUAUGCCAGUAGCAUAUGGCGGCAAGGAUAUCGGCACGUAACAAAUAUUCUACAAUCGCACUCACAAGUACUUAUAUCCACUUCAUAAUGCUUUCCGCAGUCAACCAUGAACAACCAGUCGCCAUUUUCAUAUUCUGACGACAAUCUCCUGGUCCAUGGGUCACAAACCAUUCGUGAACUACUACAAGGAUGAUUGUGAGUCAUGUUGUAUGAUUUUAUGACAUAUUCUCGAUCUUCCAAUCUUAUACGGAACCUGGAUUGGUAGUUUACGAAAUCAGACCUUAAAUGUCACAUUAAAAUUCUCACGGUUUUUGAUUCACUGACAGACCUUCGGGUUUACGUUUACGACCAUACGUGCAAUGAAACACCGCAAACAAGUAUUUAGAUCUCAUAUCCUUCAGCAGUUUACUUUCUGCGUGAAUGUAAUGAUUAUGGGUAGUCUGAGAAGGAACUACCCAGGUUCAAAUACCUGUUUGUAACGUUUCACAGCACAUUCGGUCAUAGGCGUAAAUCAGUUCUGACAAUGGAUCAAAAACCGUGAGAAUUUUAAUAUGUGACAUUUAAGGUCUGAUUUCGUAAACUACCAAUCCAGGUUCCGUAUAAGAUUGGAAGAUCGAGAAUAUGUCAUAAAAUCAUACAACAUGACUCACAAUCAUCCUUGUAGUAGUUCCUGGAUUGUAUUAGUUGCAAUAGAUUCACACAACCUGUCAACUCCCGAGCAGCAUGGGUUUCGUAACAAGCAUUCACGCUUAGCUAACUUAUUGCGAGAGAGGAUUGGACAGCAGCCCCAGAUAACGGUCUGUCUAUCGAUAUGAUAUUCGUAGAUUAUAACGGAAAGAGAACGGCGAAAAUCCCUCUACAGCUCCUUUGCUGAACAGUAUUGUCACUUAUUUGUUGCUUCUCCCUGUUGUGUAUUUUAACCUUUGUUCAGAUCUCGUUUAACCACAUUUUUUGUUCUUCAGUCUUCCUUGUUUGAGCCUUUAUUGUGUGAUUUUGAUUAAAGACUUAUCUUUUGUUACCCCAAGGUCAUGGCGUGGUUCAGUUUGUGACUGUUAACGUUUUGAUUGUCUGCUUGGGAGGAUUGCUGGAAUCCCUGCGGAUAGAUAUUCGAUCCCAUCUUGUUGGGAAUAUUUUUAUUGAUUCUC
Molecule: messenger RNA, 3556 nt
Organism: Schistosoma bovis
Lineage: Eukaryota; Metazoa; Platyhelminthes; Trematoda; Strigeidida; Schistosomatidae
Source: the annotation of a GenBank genome assembly